AUGGAUGCUGAAUUGAUGGCAACUCUCGACAGCAUCGCCAGUAAAGAUGGCGUACAAGGUGUUCUCAUUGCAGACGACAUGGGUCUGUGCUUGGGAGCGCGUGGAAUUGCAAAGCCUGCUGCAUCUGCUUUUGUCGCUUCUAUUGCCAAUACCGCCCUUGAGCUCAGCGACAGAGGAGAAACAGAAGACAAGUCUCAAUACCCAACCAUUCACAUCGAAUAUGAGCAUCAUAAGUUAAUCAUUCGUAAUGAAGGUGCUUUUACACUUGCGAUCUUCACCUAA
Phycomyces blakesleeanus NRRL 1555(-) is the source of this 282-nucleotide messenger RNA. RefSeq lists its product as hypothetical. Gene Ontology annotation, cellular component: lysosome; cytoplasm; Ragulator complex. The transcript is spliced from 4 exons. Gene Ontology annotation, molecular function: guanyl-nucleotide exchange factor activity. The record is from RefSeq and is a predicted model, not a curated record. Bases 1 to 282 code for a protein of 93 amino acids. Gene Ontology annotation, biological process: positive regulation of TORC1 signaling; cellular response to amino acid stimulus. NCBI's taxonomy places the organism in Eukaryota, Fungi, Mucoromycota, Mucoromycetes, Mucorales, Phycomycetaceae.